AUGCUCCGCGAGUAGCUGCCGCGCUUCCGGGUGCGGGCCCUGCCCGGCACGGCGUGAGGGGCCCGGGGGUGGGCGGAGGGCGAAAUUUCUCCUACCGGAUGUGAACGGAAGGAGCGGGCGGUGGAGGAGGGAGCCGCGGCCGGACCAUGAGGCUCCGACUGUGGCUGGUCCCUGCCCUGGUGGUGCUCUGGGGGUCGGGCGGUGUAGAGGCGCUGGGGCGCCCUCCGCGCCGGCAGAGCUACGACACAGUUGAGUCCAUGCUUUCAGACUACGACAUCCUUUCUCAGUCUAGCAUCCAGCAACACUCACUGAAGAAGAGGGACCUCCAGCCUGAGACACACGUAGAGAGGCUCUUAAGUUUUUCAGCUCUGCAGAGGCACUUUAAAUUAUACUUAACUGCAACUGCUGAACACUUUUCAGAAAGAUUUCAAGCAUUAAUUGUGGAUGGUGAAGGCAAGGAAAAGGAGUAUCGUGUUCAAUGGCAGGACUUCUUCACGGGACAUGUGGUUGGAGAGCAUAAUUCCAAAGUUGUGGCACAUAUUGGGGAUGAAGAUUUUACAGUGAGAAUCAGUACUGAUGGAGAAGAAUAUAAUAUCGAGCCACUGUGGAGAUUCAUAGAUAAUGUGCAAGAUGAAAGACUGCUUGUCUACAGAUCUGAAGAUAUUAAAGACUUCUCAAGACUGCAGUCCCCCAAAGUGUGUGGUUAUUUAAAGCUGAACGAAGAAGAACUGCUGCCAAAAGGACUGGAAGACAGGAAACAAAAUGAAGCAAGCAUCCAUCGGGAGAAAAGAGCCAUUCCAGAGACCUCCAAAAACACAUGCAAGAUGCUGGUAGUAGCGGAUCAUCGUUUUUUCAAGUAUAUGGGCCGUGGGGAAGAAAGUACUACUAUCAACUAUUUGAUUGAAUUGAUAGACAGAGUAGAUGACAUCUACCGAAACACUUCCUGGGACAAUGGAGCCUUCAAUGGGUACGGCAUACAGAUAGAGCAGAUUAUCAUCCAUAAUGAGCCCAAUCUUGUAAAACCUGGAGAAAAGCAUUACAAUAUGGCAAAAAGUUACCCCGAUGAUAAGAAAGAUGCCUGGGAUGUGAAAAUGCUGCUAGAGCAAUUUAGCUUUGAUAUUGCUGAGAAAGCAGCUCAUGUGUGUCUUGCUCAUCUCUUCACAUAUCAAGAUUUUGACAUGGGAACACUUGGAUUGGCUUAUGUUGGCUCUCCCAGACCUAACAGCCAUGGUGGCAUUUGUCCUAAAGCUUAUUACAGUCAAAUUGCAAAGAAGGACAUCUAUCUGAACAGUGGCUUAACCAGCACCAAGAACUAUGGCAAGACCAUCCUCACAAAGGAGGCUGACCUGGUUACGACGCAUGAACUCGGGCAUAACUUUGGAGCAGAGCAUGAUCCUGACAGUCUGCCGGAAUGUGCCCCCACUGAAGACCAGGGAGGGAAAUACGUUAUGUAUCCAAUUGCUGUCAGUGGAGAUCAUGAAAACAACAAGAUGUUCUCAAGCUGCAGCAAAAAAUCCAUCCAUAGGACCAUAGAGAUCAAGGCCCAGGAGUGCUUCAAAGAGCGCAACAACAAAGUGUGUGGGAACUCCAGGGUGGAUGAAGGGGAGGAGUGUGAUCCUGGCCUCUUGUACCAGCAGGCUGAUCCCUGCUGCUCUGCAGACUGUAAACUGAAAGAUGGUGCCAAGUGCAGUGAUCGGAACAGUCCCUGCUGUAAAGGCUGCCAGUUUGAAAGUGCACAGAAGAAAUGCCAAGAAGCCAUAAAUGCUACUUGUAAAGGAGAGUCUUUCUGCACUGGGAACAGCAGCGAGUGCCCCCCUCCAGGGAAUGCUCCAGAUGACACAGUCUGUGUGGACAUGGGGAAGUGCAAGGAUGGGGAAUGUGUCCCUUUCUGCGAGAGGGAGAAGAACCUGCGGUCAUGUGCAUGCAAUGAAACGGAUAACUCGUGCAAGGUGUGCUGCCGGGACGAGCAGGACCGGUGCGUACCGUACGUCGAUGCCAAUGACCAGUUCCUGUUCCUGCGCAAGGGGAAGCCCUGCACCGUGGGCUUCUGUGACACCAACGGCAAAUGUGAGAAGCAAGUACAGGAUGUGAUUGAACGAUUCUGGGAUUUCAUAGACCAGCUCAGCAUCAAUACUUUUGGGAAGUUCCUAGCAGAUAACAUAGUGGGCUCUGUGCUUGUCUUCUCCUUACUGUUUUGGAUUCCUCUCAGCAUCCUUGUGCACUGUGUGGACAAGAAAUUGGACAAACAGUACGAGGAGAACACAAAGUCCCUGUUUUGUCCCAGUAACGUGGAGAUGCUCAGCAGCCUGGACUCUGCCUCUGUUCGAAUCAUCAAGCCCUUCCCUGCGGCGCAGUCGACGAGCCGGCACCAGCCGCUGCAGCCCAUCACAGCCGUGCCUGCUGUCGCUGCAGCGCCCAAGCAGGACCACCAAAGAAUGGACACCAUUCAGGAGGACCCAAGCACUGACUCCCACAUCGAUGAGGACGGGUUUGAGAAGGACCCUUUCCCAAAUAGUAGCUCAGCCGCCAAAUCUUUUGAGGACUUGACAGACCAUCCUGUCAUUAGGAGCGAGAAAGCUUCGUCCUUCAAGCUGCAGCGCCAGAACCGGGUGGACAGCAAAGAAACAGAGUGCUAGUGUCUUGCUGCCUUCCAAAUGUGUGACUUGUGUCUGCAAAAUAAGGAUCUAAAACCAUUUCAUUUAUAUAAAUAUGAAUAUAUGUAUAUAUAUUUUUGUGAGGGAGUGGGAGAAAUAAGGAAGUGACCUACUGCAGAUGCUGGUCAUGUGUAUGACCUUCCUUAAAUUACAUCUAUUAGAGCAUUAUAUCUUUUAAAAAGGAAAAUCCAAACUCAGACUGGCUUGUAUUUGAAGCUUUUUGGGUUUGUUUUUCUACUUCCUUGACCUUUAACAUUUCCUUCGACCUGUGGUGCAAAACCAAAUCCUGCUGGAUAUUGGAUUGUGUAUAUCAGCCGUUUUUAUAACUUAAUAUUUUGUAGUCUGACAGCACUGAUUGAUAGACAGAAUUAAGGGCCUUUUAAAAACAAGGUGAAAACACUGCAGUAUGUUCCAUAUAGAGUAGAUCAUUUAGCAGUUUAAGGUACACGUAAGCCAAAGCCUAAACAAGAUGCUUGAGAGCAGAAUGGGAGUAGCGAAACAGAUAAAAAUAUGGUCUCAUAGCAUUGAAUGAUGAUGCAUAAUUGGAAUCAAGAAUCUUACCACAUACAGCUUCUAAAGAAAUAAAGAGCAUAGGGAGACUGUUAAACCUUACGUGCUGCAUGGAACUGGCCGUUCAGCAUGAAACUUGUGUCUCUAGCAGUGAGGUUGUCUUGUCUCCAUGGCAGAGAAGGGCUUUCUGUGGGAGUUUCCCACUCUGCGCUUGUGUGUUGCCAGGUAUCUGGUAGGAGAAGUGUAAGGGAAGAAAUCAUUUAUGUGGAUAGGCAGCUGUUUACAGUUGUUGUUUCAGUGCAGAAAUGUUUCUCCAGAUGUUACUUGGAAAUAACUAACACUAUUGUUGAGAUGUUCAAAGAGCUGAACCUCAGAUUUCUGGGGCCUGUGUGGCCUUUGGAAGCUCCUACUGCAUAAGGAAAUGGAGGAUGGUGGAAUUCACUCUGUUGCGGGGGGCGGGGGGAGGUAUUUGUUUAAUUGUGAAUUUGAUUAAAAAAUAAAAGAACCUUUGUUAAACGUACAGGGUCAGUGUAAGGAGGAGACAUCACGAGUUCAAAUUCCCACCCAGGGGGUAAAAUGUGAUGUUCAAAGCAGGCAGUUUAAUGGUGUCCUCUGGUACACCCGGAGACCUGUAAGGUAAGCAGGACUGGCACAGGAGGGUUGGUUUAACUCAGUAGCAGAGGGACUGACACAGUGGAGCCACAGAGCAACUGAUAGUAAAGCAGCAUCUUAGUUCUGCACCUGUUCUCUCCCACAGUAAUCUGUGGGUAAAACUGACCUAAAACAUGACAGGGUAGAACCAUUUGAACUGUUACAAGUCAGUGCUCAGGACAGAGGUGGAGGUGGAUUUACAUAUGAGGGGAAGUAACCGCUGCGGUGCAGAAGAGAUGGUGUGAGAGCCCCUCUCUUCCCCACCGCGGACACUUGUUACACUAAUACUUGAACCUUGUGUGCCUUACGGUAUUCCUGUCUGAGUAGCUAUUGUGUUUUAUAUACUGGUUUUGAACUUUGUUUGGGGGUUUUGUUGUUGUUGUUUGGGUUUUCUUUUUUUGAGUCAGUGCAAAGUCCAUGUGAGGAGUUAAUUUAAUUCCCAAUACAAUAAAAGCUUUUUAUAUUAAAAAAA
This is a messenger RNA of Neopsephotus bourkii (Bourke's parrot), 4287 nucleotides long. RefSeq names its product ADAM metallopeptidase domain 17 (gene ADAM17). The record is from RefSeq and is a predicted model, not a curated record. Lineage: Eukaryota; Metazoa; Chordata; Aves; Psittaciformes; Psittacidae. Bases 147 to 2636 code for a protein of 829 amino acids. The transcript has 19 exons. Gene Ontology annotation, biological process: membrane protein ectodomain proteolysis; Notch signaling pathway. Gene Ontology annotation, molecular function: metalloendopeptidase activity. Gene Ontology annotation, cellular component: plasma membrane.